UGGAGACAUCUCUCGAGACCACAUCGAGAAUCAGCGCCAAAAGUCAAGCUGCUAUCCGCAUUCACCUUUCCCCUCCCAAGCAUCUGGUGCACCAUGGUUGCCCUCAACAUACUUUUCGCUAUCAGCUUCUGCUAUAUUGUUGAAGCAGCACCACCGGUUAAGCGGGCAGCCAAUCCAACGGUCACUGUUCCUUCACUUGGCACUGUUAUUGGGACUGCAACAAGUGUCAUUAAUCAGCCAACCGUAACUGGCUUGGUCAAUGCAUACUUGGGUGUUCCCUUCGCUAGCCCUCCAGAGCGGUUCUCUCCAGCAAGCGCUCAAAGUGCGUGGCCGACUCCAAUCGUAGCUCAGAUAUCUAAGCCGGCUUGUAUUCAGCAAUUCUCUGGUACUGCCGCUGAUCAAGCUUUUCUUGAGUAUCUGUACGAUAAUCCUGGAGGCCCGCCUCCAGAAGAAAGCGAGGAUUGCUUGUAUCUUAAUAUUUUCGCACCACAAGAUGCCAGCUCUAGCAAUGCAAAAGCAGUCAUGUUUUGGAUUUAUGGAGGAGCUCCCCAAUUCGGAUGGGAAGGAGACCUCAUUUACAAUGGCAGCUCGCUGGCCGUGAACCACGACGUGGUGGUAGUGGCUUCAGGAUAUCGUAAUAAUAUCUUUGGCUAUCCCAACUCGCCAGAGUUAAGUGUUGCUGAAUCAAACCUCGCAUUCCUCGAUCAGCGCCUAGCUCUCCAAUGGGUCCACGACAAUAUCAAUGCUUUUGGUGGAGAUCCAGACCAAGUCAUGAUCUUUGGAGAGUCUUCAGGUGGCUAUGCUGUUAAACAGCUGCUAGCUCUCCCUCCAGAUCCUCUCCCUUAUGCAUCAGCUAUUAUGGAAUCCGAAGCUGCAUCUGCUGGAGCCAAUUCUACCGGAUGGGACGCUGUCGCCGCAGAAUUUGGAUGUACGACUGCGGCUUCCCAGCUCGAAUGUAUGCGUGGAAUAAGCGCUACCGAAAUCAAGACGUACAUAUCAGACAACUCGCUGAGUUUCUUGCCGGGCUACGAUGGUGUUACGUGUGCGGAUUCCAGUACUAUUGAUGCUGCAAUUGAAGCAGGUACCUUUGCUAAGGUGCCGUUUCUCAUCGGUACAAACUCCAACGAAGGCACACCGUUUGUUACAGAAUUAGAUCCCAGCAACGGUGCAACCGUUGUAGAAAUCGUGUAUGAAGUUACUGGACUCAACAUUUCACUCCUGGUGGAUGCGCUCACUUCGAUUUACGGCUCAGGCAUCAUUGAUACCGUCAAUGUGUUCGCUAGCCAGGUAAUCACAGAUCUAGUCUUCACCUGUCCAACCGCAUCACUCUUUACCUUAGCUGCAAAUAAUGGAUAUGAUGUCUGGCGCUACUACUACAACGCAGAUAUUCCCAACGAACAGAAGUUUACCAAUGCAGGCGCAUGGCACAGCUCUGAAAUUCCUCAGGUCUGGGGCACUUACUCAACCGUUGGGGCAACCACUGCUCAGAUCCAGCUCAGCAGUUACAUGCAAGGCGUCUGGUCUGGAUUCGCCAAGAAUCCUUCUGCUGGCCCUGGGUGGACGAGAUAUGGGACAAGCUUACUAGGUCUUGAGUUGGGUGUCAUCGGAGGGCUUGCAAAUCCGACGGGCGAAGUGACUGUGCUCACUGCAGUGGCGGAUUAUGCAUGUGUGAUUCUUGAUACUCUUGAUGAACAAGCUGGACUUUCUAAGAGAAAAGGAAGAGGGCUGUAAGUAGGAGAUCAUCGAUAGUUCCAACGAUGUAACGAGACGAUGACGUAGGAACGAAGGU
Messenger RNA from Mollisia scopiformis, 1789 nucleotides. Its product is annotated as alpha/beta-hydrolase. The record is from RefSeq and is a predicted model, not a curated record. The coding region runs from base 94 to 1731 and encodes 545 amino acids. The transcript has 6 exons. Lineage: Eukaryota; Fungi; Ascomycota; Leotiomycetes; Helotiales; Mollisiaceae.